AUGUCGGUCGUCUCUCUUCUUGGUGUCAAGAUUGUUAACAAUCCGGCUUCCUUCCUCGACCCCUAUAAGUUUGAGAUCACCUUUGAGUGUCUUGAGCAGCUCCAGAAAGAUUUGGAAUGGAAACUGACCUACGUCGGUUCUGCGACAUCCUCCGAAUACGACCAGGAGCUUGAUUCCCUUCUCGUAGGCCCCAUCCCCGUCGGCGUCAAUAAGUUCCUCUUCGAGGCCGACGCACCAGACCUGAAGCGAAUCCCUACGUCUGAAAUCCUCGGGGUGACGGUCAUUCUCCUUACAUGCAGCUACGAUGGCAGAGAGUUCGUUCGAGUGGGCUAUUAUGUAAACAACGAAUACGACUCAGAGGAGCUCACCGCGGAGCCACCUGCCAAGCCUAUUAUUGAGCGUAUCCGUCGGAAUAUCCUAGCGGAGAAGCCAAGGGUAACCCGAUUUGCCAUCAAAUGGGACUCGGACGAAUCCGCUCCAGCUGAAUAUCCACCAGACCAGCCGGAAGCGGACAACUUGGAGGAUGAUGGUGCUGCCUACGGUGCGGAAGAGGUCGAACUCGAAGCCGCUCUAAUGAAAGAGCUUGCCGAUGUCGAAAAGCAAGAGCCCAUCAAGGGUGAGGAUCAUGACAUGGAGAGCACUGAGCCGCCUGUCAAAGACGAAGAGGAAGAAGUCUCCGACGCUGAGAGUGAGGAUAUUGAAGACGAAAGUGACGACGAUGACGAUGAUAUCGAUGAAGAAGACGGCGGAGAAGGUGAUGAGGAUGUUGAGAUGGGUGACGAUUCGGAACAGAAAGACGAGUCAGCUGACAAGACCAAUCCUGCGUCGCAGCAGCCCCAUCAGUCGGAGGUCAUGGUUCACUGA
Aspergillus tanneri is the source of this 864-nucleotide messenger RNA. RefSeq names its product nucleosome assembly factor ASF1 (gene asf1). The record is from RefSeq and is a predicted model, not a curated record. NCBI's taxonomy places the organism in Eukaryota, Fungi, Ascomycota, Eurotiomycetes, Eurotiales, Aspergillaceae. The coding region runs from base 1 to 864 and encodes 287 amino acids. Gene Ontology annotation, biological process: nucleosome assembly; nucleosome disassembly; DNA replication-dependent chromatin assembly. Gene Ontology annotation, cellular component: nucleus. The transcript has 4 exons. Gene Ontology annotation, molecular function: histone binding.